CAGAGGGAGAGAGGGAGAGAGGGAGAGAGGGAGAGACACCCAGAUGCCUCACUCCUCCCCGGACCAGCCCUACAGGAAUGCCUCGCUCCUGCCAGGUGAGAGGCAGCCAAUGGGAGAGCGGCCGGUGUGAUGAAAUGCCGUCAAACCUGCAGGGGCAGAGAGGAGAGCGAGGGUGUGUCUACGUGGUCUGAGACACAGAGGAAGGCACGCUCUCACACGAGACCGCACACUCACACACACACACACACUCACGGACUCACGGACUCAGGAGACUUCCCCAGAGGCUCUAGCAGUUCCCUCGCUGUUGUCUGACAGACGUUCUCCUGGCUCCGGGCUUCGGUGCGUCUACGCCUCAAGGGGACAUGGCUGCAGAACCGUCAGAACAGGACGACCGCUACAUGCUCAACGGUACCUCCGAUCGGCCACCGGGGGAUUCUUUCAUCCACGACAUGGAGCUGAGGGAGGAGUGGCAGGAUGAGGAGUUCCCCAGACCACUCCCAGAGGACACGGGGAGACCGGAGAGUGAGGAUGAGAUCUCAGCGACCGAUGCCAGACCAGCGCCGCCCAGCAGUCUCGCCCUAUCAGGGACGGUUGUGGGCGGGGCAAAGAAGAGAUUGGCCGCCGCGCACCUCAAUCUCAGCCUGAGCAACAGCCGGGGCUCGGGGGAGGAGUUCUAUGGCCACGCCUCCCUGUCGCCCACGCCGGAGGAGACGCCCUCUCGUUACUACGGCGACGGCAUGAACGCCAUCAUCCUCGUCUCCGCGUGCUACCUGCCGGAGAACACGGUGGCGAACUACGACUACGUCAUGGAGAACCUGUUCAGGUACAUCGUGGGGACCCUUGACCUGAUGGUGUCAGAGAACUACAUCCUGGUGUACCUCUGUAGCAUGGCCCCACGGAACAAGCUACCCACCAUCCGCUGGCUGCACCAGUGCUACACCUCCAUCGACAGGAGGCUGAAGAAGGACCUGAAGGGUCUUCUGGUGGUGCACCCGGCCUGGUACAUCAAGGCCAUGCUCACCCUGGUCAAGCCCUUCAUCAGUGAGAAGUUCAGCAGGAAGAUCUGCUUCAUCCGCAGUCUGGAGGAGCUGGCCGAGUACAUCCCCACCGAGAGCCUGCUGAUACCCACACACAUCAGGGAGAUGGACAAGAAGUUGAAGAGGUGAAUCUGUGGAGGCUGAGAGGACGCACACGCACACACUCGCACACAGUGGCGGACUCAGACUGUUUGAAGGGCAGGGGCGAAAAAAUAAAAAGGGCACAUUCUUGCUCUAGAGGACGCAUCGUCAUAAUGUAUUGCAUGAAGGGGCACUAGAGGGCACCCAUUCAUAUUUCUCACAUGUUAAGGGCAGCCAAUAAGGUAGGCUACUUUCUCUCGUAGUCACCACUCUAGAGGGCACUUUUUCAACCAUGGAGUGCGCUGUAAGGACAUUAACAGGGCGUUAUCGAAUUUUCUUAGCUAGAGGGCUCAUCAUCAUAAUUUAUUGUAUGAAGGGGCACCAGAGGGCACCCAAUAAUUUUUUUCACAUGUUAAGGGCAGCCAAUAAGGCACUGUCUCUCGUAUUCGCAACUCUUUAGGGCACUUUUUCAACCAUAGACCCCCUCCCCCCAAGUCCGCCACUGCUCGCAAACACUUGAAAACUGUCAAUAAAUGUAAAUAUGUUUAUUAUUAUUAUUUUUAAUAAUAACUGUAAAUAUCUAUGAAGGGAGGUAAUAUAUUCAAAAUGGUCAUUUUCUUACAUACUUUUCUGUCCAUAAUUUUAAAUCUUUAGUAAUAGUUUCUGCGUACUUUUCAUCAUGGAACAAAAUUCAGAACAUUUGGUUUUUCAAUCAUUUUCUUCUUACUGUUAUUUACAAGAUCACAAUCUUGCCUAAAGCAAACCUGUCUCUCCUGCUGGCUGUCAUAAAUAAGUUGUCAUAAAUUCACAAACACGUGAAUUUAUCUGUUGUAUAGAACUGUUGGUUAGUAGUGGUCAGCAUGUCAUGCUAGAAGACAGAUGAACGUUCGUCUAUGGAGUCAACAGAAACAGUGUUUUAUUCUUAAUUGUCAUUAAUACAUUCGUAAAAUUCUGGACAUGUUUAAUGGUCUCAUUUGGUAACAAUAAAGUGGUUUGGCAUCA
Gadus macrocephalus (Pacific cod) is the source of this 2120-nucleotide messenger RNA. It is a transcript of the gene bnipl, whose product is annotated as BCL2 interacting protein like. Lineage: Eukaryota; Metazoa; Chordata; Actinopteri; Gadiformes; Gadidae. The transcript is spliced from 9 exons. The record is from RefSeq and is a predicted model, not a curated record. The coding region runs from base 363 to 1166 and encodes 267 amino acids. Gene Ontology annotation, cellular component: cytoplasm. Gene Ontology annotation, biological process: apoptotic process.